AUGUAUAAACUGAUUCGGCGAUGUUUUGGUGCAUGUUGUCACCGGGGUCGAGUGCAGUCAGAACAGUGUACCACAUCCGCGCACCCGGUAGAUGCUUGGGAUCACGUGACUACAAGUUCGAAGCUUGCAAAACCUCCACCCACGUGGUCCGAUGCUGCAAGUCAUCAACGUUCGAUCACCGACGAUGAGGCUGGUCCAGCAAAUGGGAUGGCCACAGCGACUGCAAAUCCCACUGUCAUGUGCCGAUUGGUCAGGCGAUACAUUCAUCAGUCCAAGAAAACCAUGCGUCAAGACGGAGUAAAUGAAGACGACUUAUUGGAAAUUAAACAGGACAUUUCUAGUCUUCGAUAUGAACUUCGUGAAGACCGAAAAAGGGAAGUGGCACGUACAAUUGGUCAUUUAGAAGGUCUCAAACGUGACCUAUUGGAAGAAUUAAACAAACAGUUUACUGAUACGAAACAGCUUCUCAGCCAGUAUCGUUUUCUGAGUGCAACUCGUUCCACAGAUGUACUCCCCGUUGCACCGGACGAGUUGACCCUGGUUCGUGGAACCACACCACCGUUGCUCACCAAACUGGUGGGAACUGAACCCAGCCGAUCCGGUGGUCCAGUUAGAAGUUACUCUGUAACACAGGCUUCCGAUCAACCACAGACUUGCUCACUCACUUACGGACGCGAGACGCAACAUAUUUAUGAUGAAAUUAAACAAUUGGCUCUGAUGAACACGGCUUACGAGGGACCGGCGUACGAAAGUGGAAGUCAGCUGAUAGAACGACACCUACCGAUUCACACGUACGCUCAACUGAAAUUCGAAAUACUUCGUGGAGUACGUACGGAACUGCAACAACUAGUUCAAGAGCUUAAAAAUCCUGACAGCAAAGACUCAUCCCAGGGAUCAGCCAUUUCCGAACGAGAUACAACGAGGACCUCAGUAGAUAGUCCCCAUGUUCAAUGGUACACCUCA
Messenger RNA from Echinostoma caproni, 963 nucleotides. The record is from the annotation of a GenBank genome assembly. Lineage: Eukaryota; Metazoa; Platyhelminthes; Trematoda; Plagiorchiida; Echinostomatidae.